Messenger RNA from Vanessa atalanta (red admiral), 1155 nucleotides. RefSeq lists its product as uncharacterized. Lineage: Eukaryota; Metazoa; Arthropoda; Insecta; Lepidoptera; Nymphalidae. Bases 44 to 385 code for a protein of 113 amino acids. The record is from RefSeq and is a predicted model, not a curated record. The transcript has 4 exons.
UUGGUUAUUGAUUUGCUUCAGCAUUAUUCCCUAAUCUAAAAACAUGCUAGGAAUAUCAUCCUUAAGGUUGUUUUUGAUAAUGGGAAUAUUUGAUAAAUGCCUAACCGAUAAUGCUGGCGUAACCUUUACGUUUAAAGAAUAUCAGUAUAAGGAUUCGCCUAAAAAUGAAAUGACCUUUCACGAAUUCGAAUCAGCCUGUGAACAAAGCAGCGCGUGCAGCCAAUUAAGUGGAUUGACACGAACACGAUGUGUGCGAGAAUGUGUGUCCCCAUCUUGUUACAGAGAGCUUUAUGUAUCGGACCCGCUCGAAGAAGGUGAAAUAGACGUCAGAUUGAAUUCUUUCAAAGGUUGCUUUAUUCAAAGAAGUGGUCGGACAAGAAAUUGAUUUCCCUCGAGUGUGAUAUCGUCAUUUAUUUUCUGCUUUAAAAAGAUACAUAAAAUACGCAAAAAAGUUAUGUUUUUGACGCUUCUACUGACAACAACAGCAUUCAGCGAAAAUGGAAUUAUUAAAGUUAUAUUGACAAGAUAUCAUCAAAAACCUUUGUUUUAAAUAUAAAAAAGAAAUUCAUACUUUUAACUUAUUAUUGUUAUAGCAUUGUACAAAAUAUUUUUCAUUCAAUUAAAUUAAGAUUUGAGAAAAUAUUUAUCGAUCCUUUUAAUACUAUGACUAUAUGAUGGUUAGAUCAGAUAUUUUUGAAUGUUAAGGUUUUAAAACUCAUUUAUUAUUAAUAUUUUGUAUUACAAAUGUUUUUCACUAUCCAUCUAGUUAUAAAUACCGAGGUGAUUCUGUUAAAUUAUCAUUGUCCAUCUCAUUUUAUCAAAGAAUAAUAAUUAUGAGAAUUUAUGAUUACAAAAGAAAUCCAUUAAGAAUGGUUGAAAUUGCUUCACUUACACAUCACUAUCGUUAUUACAUAUUACAAUAAAUGUGAUUGAGUGUUUCUUAUUUAUUUUCGUUAUAGUUUCAGUAAAAUUAGGCAAAUAACUAUUCAUUUAUUUUCAAGUGGUAGGAAAUAUAUAUCUGUUCUUUUUUUUGAACAUAAUAACAAUAAAAUUUUGCAUAUUCAUUAAUUAGCUUAUAAGUAUUUAAAUUACGCGACAAAUUAGCACAAUUUUGCAAUUCAUAAUUAUUAUGCACUAUUUAAACUUAUUAUUAUA